AUGCCGACCAAGAACCCCACUCCGUCGGACUUCCCCUCCAACCUCACCGUGACCAUCACCCUCCCACCCUCCACCUCCGCGUCCACUCCAGCCCCAAACAUCCUCCUCUUACUCCACGGCAUCGGUGACACCGCCGCAGGCUUCAGCUCUUUCGGCCGCGCCCUACGCCUCCCGGAGACCACCGUCGUCACCAUUCAAGCUCCAGCCCCGCUCCCCUUCGACCUCGGCGGCUUCCACUGGGGCGACGAUGUCGCCUUCGACAGCACCACCGGCGCCCUGGACAUGGACGCCGGGCUAACGCGGAGCACAGCCCUGCUCGCCAAUGACGUCAUCCGCGGGACACUGUUGCGUAAAUGCGGCUACCGUCUGCGCGAGAUCAUGAUCCUGGGCUUCGGGCAAGGCGGGAUGGCGGGUCUCACUGCGGCGCGUGAGCUGGGUAGUGCCGAUGGCAAGGAGAGUGAGAGCAGCGGGGCUCUUGCGGGAGUGGUUUCGAUCGGGGCGCCGUAUGCGCUGUCUGGGACGCGGUCGGGGGCGAAAAAUCGCACGCCGGUGCUGUUGGUUGCUGGGCGGGACUCGGCGGCGGUGACGGAUGGUGCUGUGCGCCGGACGAAAGAGGUGUUUGAGUUUGUGGAACUCAGUCGGUAUGCCAGAAGGGGCGAUGGCAUGCCGUCGAAUCGAGAUGAGAUGCUGCCUGUUAUGCAGUUCUUUGCGCGCCGGUUACGAAGUCGGCAGGGUGUGCCGGAGGGGAGUGUUGAGAUUGGAUGA
Penicillium canariense is the source of this 765-nucleotide messenger RNA. Its product is annotated as alpha/beta hydrolase. Lineage: Eukaryota; Fungi; Ascomycota; Eurotiomycetes; Eurotiales; Aspergillaceae. The record is from RefSeq and is a predicted model, not a curated record. Gene Ontology annotation, biological process: protein depalmitoylation. Gene Ontology annotation, cellular component: cytoplasm. The transcript has a single exon. Bases 1 to 765 code for a protein of 254 amino acids. Gene Ontology annotation, molecular function: carboxylic ester hydrolase activity; palmitoyl-(protein) hydrolase activity.